This is a messenger RNA of Cucumis sativus (cucumber), 540 nucleotides long. RefSeq names its product E3 ubiquitin-protein ligase UPL6-like. The record is from RefSeq and is a predicted model, not a curated record. NCBI's taxonomy places the organism in Eukaryota, Viridiplantae, Streptophyta, Magnoliopsida, Cucurbitales, Cucurbitaceae. The transcript is spliced from 6 exons. The coding region runs from base 71 to 349 and encodes 92 amino acids. Gene Ontology annotation, molecular function: ubiquitin-protein transferase activity.
CUUUGACGUGCAGUAUGGUUUAUUUAAGCAAAUUGCUGACCAUUUGCUCUACCCCAAUCCUGGUUCGGGAAUGAUACAUGAGCAACAUCUCCAGUUUUUCCAUUUCCUCGAAGUUCUUUUGGCAAAGGUCAUGUUUGAAGGAAUUCUUGUUGAUAUACUUUUUGCAACAUUCUUCUUGAGCAAGUUAAAACAGAACUUUCAAUAUCAGGUUCACUGGACAGCUUGGAUGUUGAUGACCUACGGACACAUACUACUUAUUCAAGUGGUUAUCAUAGGGAGCAUUAUGUCAUUGAGAUGUUUUGGGAAGUUAUCAAAAGUUUCUCAGUGGAAAACCAAAAGAAAUUUCUGAAGUUUGUAACUGGUUACUCUCGAGGACCACUUCGUAUCCUCAUUAUUCUUAAUUAUUUGUUUUGGUUUCCCUUAAGGGAUAAGUUGGUUCCUUCUAGAGCUUAAACUAAUUUAUCCUGCUAGCAAAAAUCAUGUGAAAAAGUAACUCAGUAUGAGACAAGGUACAUUUCUGACUAGUACUUUAUUGUGCAG